AUGGGGAGAACGUCUCGGUGGGAUAGCCUUCGGGGAGAAGCCGUCUCGUCGAUUCUGCGAAGGCUCGAGGAUCCGGGGAAAGCCUGUGGGGUGCCGCUCUAUGGCUAUGGCCUCUACUUCGCGGAGCGGAUCACCAAGGCCGAUGAGUAUGCGCACCCGAUCCAAGAGGGUGAUCCUCUCCCUGUGGAUCCAGGACAUGAGUCCACCUUCUACGCGGUCCUGGUGUGUCGUGUGCUGGGUGGCCGAAGCAACUUAGUCACCACCAAUGAGAUCGAGCGGGAGAAGCUCAGGAAGGAUGUCUUUGAUGGGCCUUUCCAUUCAGUCUUUGGUGACCGGGUCAGUAGCCUUGGCAAGCCGUACAAGGAGGUCGUUGUGUACGACAAGGACCAAACCUUUCCGGAAUACUUGCUGAUCUAUUCUCGCCAGUACUGA
This is a messenger RNA of Durusdinium trenchii, 432 nucleotides long. Lineage: Eukaryota; Dinophyceae; Suessiales; Symbiodiniaceae. The record is from the annotation of a GenBank genome assembly.